Messenger RNA from Acipenser ruthenus (sterlet), 1603 nucleotides. RefSeq names its product cell cycle regulator of non-homologous end joining-like. Lineage: Eukaryota; Metazoa; Chordata; Actinopteri; Acipenseriformes; Acipenseridae. The record is from RefSeq and is a predicted model, not a curated record. The transcript is spliced from 3 exons. Gene Ontology annotation, cellular component: cytoplasm; nucleus. Bases 1 to 570 code for a protein of 189 amino acids. Gene Ontology annotation, biological process: negative regulation of double-strand break repair via nonhomologous end joining; double-strand break repair via nonhomologous end joining.
AUGGAGCCGAUGGACGCGGAGGGGAAGAGACGGCUUCUGCCCGGGUGGAUGGUGAGACGGAGUGAAGAGACAAAGGUGGAUCGACCUAGAGAAGGUCCUACAAAGAUAACAACUUCCGCGAAGAGGGGUGAAAGGAAAACAGUGGAGAGUAUAGUCACAGUUUACUGCAUGAACGAGGCAGAGUUGGUGAACGCAGCAUUUGAUCUCCUUGCAACGGGAUCAAGUGAGUUGAAACAACCAGGCUUUGGGGUGACAACAGGAGAUUCAAUAAGAGAAAAGGACAUGUGGAUCUCAGAAUCUGAACUUGAAGAUGGAGACACAGAUUCAGAACCAAUUCAGAAAACUUGCAUCUCUGAAUCCGAUCUAGUGGUUGAAGGUACCAGUCCAGCUCAUCAUACCAAACAGAAGGGAGUGGGUAGCACAGUGCCAAAGAGAAAUGACAUUACACAGGUUUCUGAAUUGAAUGCAUGUGAAAGAACAGAUGAACAGGCCCAUGUUCAUAGGACAGACCCAGGGGAUGCAGAAGAAGAUGAUGCUUUCAAACUUGUGCGAGAAAUUUUCUUCACUUAAUGUUUUCAGUCAAAAAAACAACACAAAAAAACAGCAGGUAACUGAAGUGAGAUGCAUAAGGUGUUGCAUUUAUCUGUUUCUAUGGUACAUUAGAGCCUUUAUUGGUUAGAUCCAAGGACCAGAAGAAAGUGGGGUGGGUGGAAGUAUGUCACAACACUUACCAAUCAAAGGACUUGUGGGCGUAAACAUUUAAUCCACAUCUGGGAUGAGCAGGUUUCUCUGUGCUUUAAUAUUCUUGUAUCGUUUGCUGUAGUAACAAAAAGCUCAAAAUUCAUGCAACCUUAACCGCAAGGCCAGCUGGGAAAGAACCGCCAACAUCCAUCGAAAACUUGCAUUGCAUGGAAACUUUUCACACAAAUCAGGUAGACUACCAAUGGGAGUUCAGGAGGAAUGCGGGAGAACCCGGAUCAGUUCGGAUUGCCAGUCAGGCAGUGCUCAUGGAAACAAGAUACUAAUGCCUACUAAUAGGACUGAUUACAGAAUUCCUGUUGGAAACAUCCCUUAUGAAAAAAAAUACUGAAAUACUACUUAUUUAAAAGUAACCAACGGUAACUAUGCAGUAAGUUACUUAUUAUAAUAGCUGUUGUGUAGUAACAUGAGAACUUAUUUACCAUGCAGUUCAAGUAGUAAAACACACUACAGAGUCACAUUGAGUUUCAAGAUUAGGCAAUAAAGAAUUCAUAGUGGUUUGAUAGUGUAUUCAUAGUGUUAAUGUAGUGUAUUCGUGUUGUAGUGUAUUAAUACUGGUUUGAGUAAUGGUGUAAUUAUGGCCUUAUCAUUAAAAUGAUGCAUUCGUGACAAGAGACAAUUAAGUGACAACCCUUUUUUUUUUCUUAAGGGCUUUCUCUAAUUAGAGUCCAGCUUUAUUUUGGAGUUGGGUUAAAAGUUUUUACUGCUUGAAUUCCAUAUGGGUUACAUACCAACCCUGGCAAAUGCCAUUUUUUUUAAUAUAGGACUAUUUCAGUUACUCAGAUGCUAAUAAUGUCAAAAACAUGAAGGUUAUAUGACAAAUAAAUCAUUUUUUAAAAUUUUA